UGCAGUAUUUCAACAUCGGGCACUACUAUACACUGCUGCGGGAGGAGACAGUGACCGGCAGCUUGCGAAGAUGGAAUCAGAUGACUCCUCAUGCGUGAGACAACUUCCUACCGGCAAGAAACGAAUUCCAAAAGCAUGCAGUGCUUGUCGACAGUCGAAGGUGCGAUGUGAUGGGAAACGGCCCUGCUCGAGGUGCAAGCGAUCAUAUAAACAAUGCAUCUUCUACGAAGUUCCUAAAGAUCCCACCACCGAGAGACUGGAGAACGUCGAAUCUGAAGUGCAACGUCUCCGUGCACAGAUAGAGGCCAUGGGCGAGCUUUUUCAUCUCUCCACGCAGCAAUUGCCACCAGAAGAUCUCGGGCAAGUGCAGCACGCUCAGGACCAAUUCGUGGAUCAGCAUCGUGCAUACCCCGCCGAAGCACCUUUCCUGAAUUCGAAUCAUGCGGCUUCUCAUUCAGGAGGCAUGCCCAUGCUUUUCGCCGUGGCGACCUCUGCUCUCAACUCCGAGAGGGAAUCCGAGUUGCGUCCACUAAGAGGAUUGCCCUCCUCGUCGCAGAUUCGAUCCGCGAUGGACGAGGAGACAGUUCGUCCGGUCAAACGGAAGCGCUCUGGAUUUGAGGUUAAGGAAGAGCUCAUUUCGGACUUCGUAUCUCAGGGCUUGAUGACUGCUGAUCAAGCUGUCGCUUGUUUCAGAACGUUCUUCCAGGGCUGCGAUAGGUACAUCCCGAUUUUCGAUCCGGAGGUCGACACCUUCACCUCGGUACGCUCUCGCAGCAGCAUACUGCUGAACGCGAUUUGCACGAUUGGCAGCCGUGUUGAAAUGAGUGCAGCGACGGGUCCCGGACAAGUUCCCGAUCUGCUGCACGCGGAACUCAAGAAAUGGAUUGGCACUGUGAUCCAAAACAAAAAUCUGAACUGCCUGGAGUCGGUGCAGGCGCUGCUCAUCGUCGCGUGCUACACCGCCGAACGCUCGCUGAUGCUAUCCUUUGCUACCAGAAUGGCGUUGGACCUUGGUCUGGACGUAGCGUUCGAAGAGCUGAUCCAGCUACUAACGUUGAAGAGGACUAGUGACCCGUUGAGAAUUCCCUGUGAUAGCGUGGACGCACAGGUGCGCUGUUUGAUGCGGAAGUCCAGGACAUGGUUUGGGCUCCUGGUUCUGGAUCACAUAUUUCACGUCGACGGCGGCAAGCCACCUGGGAUACGAAUGAUGGGAAAUGCUCGGAGAUGCCGAAUCCUGCUGCAUCAUCCUUCGUCGACAGUAUUAGAUAUGCGUCUUUUCUCUCAGGUCGAGUUGAACGUUAUUCGAGCCAACAUCAACGACACACUAGACAUCCGAGACAGUCUGACUCGAGAAGCAAUUGCUGAGUUUGUACACGAGGCCAAGGUCGACCUUGAUCUCUGGUUUGAUGACUGGCAGCGCAUCAUCGUCAACUCCCCGACAGCCCAAGAAGAACGACCAUUCCUACUGGCCGCCCUGAGUGUCCAACACUGCUGGGCCGAACUCAUCCUCCACUGCAAAGCGCUGCGCUCCAUGGGCGUGGAGAACGUAGCAGCAAUCGCCCCCAUAGAGCUUAACAUCCUGAGCCUCGCCAAAUCCGCCGCCCGCCAACAUCUCCGCCUCAUCAGCCUCGAGCCCGCCUUCUACCUCGCCAAGCUCAAAUACGCCAUGGAUUUCGUCUGGGCCAAGUGCGCCUUCUGCUUCCUGCUGCUGCUGAAACUCUCCCGCCUCCUUCCCGAACAGCGGGACGAACACGAGGAGCUGCUGCAGCUCGGAAACAAGCUCCUGUUGGAGUUGACCCGGUCGGCUAAGGGCGUGGAGACAUCGGCUCCUCUCGAUCUGGAUAUUGCACCGUCUAGAGGUCGUCAUUGUGCCGAAGCGGCGACAACGUCACCGUCCUCACACAUCACCGAUCCUGGAACAAGAGCGCCCGCCGUUCAGGGCCUGGCAUCAGGAACAGGUACAGGGUUGGGGAAUGUCUACAUGCAUAUCCUCCGCUUGAGCAUCGAGAAAUACAGCCGCAUAUUUCAGGGACAGCAGCGGGGGGAGAGGGGGGCAAGUGGCAGCAGCAGCAGCAGGCCUGGUAGUGGUGACGGUGCGACUACCACUGCAGGUGUGGAGACAGCAACAGCAGAGGAGCCGACGACAGCAGCGGGAGCAGAACAAACCUCUACUUCCUUCUGGGACCUGUUCGACGCGCAGGUCGAUCUGCAGUCGUUCGUGCCAGAACAGUUUGUACGCGACUGGGAUUUCCCCGGGCUGAACCUGUUCUAUUUCCCGACGGCGUGGCAGGAUUUCUUUGGGGACUCCUCGUUGGGGUUUGGAAGCUGAUUCACGCCAGUCGAUUGUCCGCGGAGAGUUGUAUCAUCUGUUGCGUUGGAAGAGUCAGGGGU
Messenger RNA from Aspergillus fijiensis CBS 313.89, 2391 nucleotides. Its product is annotated as putative C6 transcription factor. Gene Ontology annotation, molecular function: transcription cis-regulatory region binding; zinc ion binding; DNA-binding transcription factor activity, RNA polymerase II-specific. Gene Ontology annotation, cellular component: nucleus. Gene Ontology annotation, biological process: regulation of DNA-templated transcription. The record is from RefSeq and is a predicted model, not a curated record. The transcript is spliced from 14 exons. Lineage: Eukaryota; Fungi; Ascomycota; Eurotiomycetes; Eurotiales; Aspergillaceae. The coding region runs from base 71 to 2329 and encodes 752 amino acids.